Podarcis raffonei (Aeolian wall lizard) is the source of this 868-nucleotide messenger RNA. Its product is annotated as mast cell protease 1A-like. Gene Ontology annotation, molecular function: serine-type endopeptidase activity. The coding region runs from base 124 to 855 and encodes 243 amino acids. The record is from RefSeq and is a predicted model, not a curated record. Lineage: Eukaryota; Metazoa; Chordata; Lepidosauria; Squamata; Lacertidae. Gene Ontology annotation, biological process: proteolysis. The transcript has 5 exons.
UUUUCACGUCUCCAUUGCUUCCUGGGGGAGGUGUAGCCCAACACUAAUAAAAGCUGUGAGUUCGAGGGGCUGGACAGUUUAGUGCCAGGCAGUUCCGUAGCUCGAACAUAGCAGAACGUCAAGAUGUUGAGAUUCGGUCAGCCUCUCCUACUUCUGCUCCUGUCCUUGUCGUGGGCCCAAACAGCACAUUUGCGGAGCCAGAUCGUCGGAGGCCAGGAAGCAGCACCCCACUCCAGACCCUAUAUGGCAGCCCUCAAAAUGGGCAGGGGCUAUGGCUGCGGCGGGUUCCUGGUGGACCCCCAGUGGGUAAUGACGGCUGCACACUGCAUGAGCGAGAUGACCGUGGUUUUGGGGGCACACGACCGCUCUGCCAUCGAGAACACUCAACAGGUGAUCGGCGUUGAGUCGUACCACAUGCACCCGGAAUAUGAUCGUAUAACGGUUUCAAACGAUAUCCUUCUGCUCAAGCUGGUGCACAAGGCUACUCUCAACAAAUACGUCCAGAUGAUUCCCCUGCCCAAGUCUAGCAGCGACCUCCCGGAGGGGACACCCUGCAGCCUGGCAGGGUGGGGCCUGAUUGACGACAACCAGGACACGGAGAGGCUGUUUGAGACCAACGUCACCAUCUACAGCCGCAGGAAGUGCAUGAAGAUCUACCCGCAGCUCAACGAUGCGAUGAUCUGUGCCGGCAGCCACAAUGACCUUCGGGAUACAAGCCAGGGUGAUUCCGGAGGCCCCAUGGUGUGCAAAGGCGUGGUACAAGGAAUCGUCUCGUUUGGUAACUCGUACCCUCCUGGCGUCUACUCUCGCAUCGCCCAUUUCCUUCCCUGGAUCAAGGAAACCAUGGAAUCCUGAAGAGAAGAAGCAA